Messenger RNA from Rhizoctonia solani, 669 nucleotides. RefSeq names its product glyoxalase/bleomycin resistance protein/dioxygenase. NCBI's taxonomy places the organism in Eukaryota, Fungi, Basidiomycota, Agaricomycetes, Cantharellales, Ceratobasidiaceae. Bases 1 to 669 code for a protein of 222 amino acids. The transcript is spliced from 7 exons. The record is from RefSeq and is a predicted model, not a curated record.
AUGGACGACUUGGAGGCAGUGCCGGAGCCGGAAGACGAUCAGGAUGAGAGAGCACGCCAAAUUGUCCACAGCUUAUCCACUGGUCAUACCACUUACCGUUUAAUUCUAGCCGAAAUCAGCAACGCGGCUUGGUUCAUUGUCAAGGGAUUAGGUUACGUUGAUCAGCGGCGCGGCCACGGCAAGAUACCACCAGUCGAAAUGGCCAUCGAUCACGUCAGCAAUGGCUCUGUGAGCGAUCUACAAGCCUCAAAGGUUUUCUACGAGAAAGCCCUUGCUCCACUAGGUUACAAACUCAUACAUGAUAUUUCCCCUUACGCCAUUGGGUUCGGUACUGGCUCUUACAAAGCAGACUUUUGGCUCUCGGGCCCUGACCCCAACGGGUCCCGUACUGGCGAAGUAAAGAAUACCAUGCACAUUGCGUUCGCGGGGACUCGGGCACAAGUUCACGCAUUUCAUGAGGCGGCUAUACAAGCUGGAGGGAAAUGUAAUGGUGCACCUGGAUUCCGCCCGCAAUAUCACCCACUCUAUUACGGAUCAUUUAUCUUAGAUCCUGAUGGUAAUAACGUCGAGGUCGUCAAUCAUGGCUCAACCUGGCAAUGGAUUUGGUAUUUCGCUGGAGUUCAGCUUGGAUUCAUCAAACCGACAGAAAGCAACUAUAAAAAGGAUUAG